AUGGAUAUUUUGCCCCGACAAUUUAAGACAAUGUGGUUCUGUGGCGUGUGGAAUGAAGACACAAAAUUUCCCACACUGAGAAGAAUCUACAAAAUCUUGGUUCUUUUUUCCAUUCAUUAUUUUACAAUAGCGGAAAUUGUACAGUUUAUCAUAUCAGCCGAUAGUGUGGAAAAUUUUGCCGACAUUUAUCCAGCGCUAACUUUUUUGCAAUUUUGUUUCAAGCUGAUAAAUUUUGUCAUCAAGGAACGUGAAAUGGGGGAAAUUUUACAAAACUUCCGUCACGAGACAUUUAAGGCAAAAACAAGUGAUGAAAAAUUUAUUCUCAAUAAAUACUUCAGGAAAUCGCAAAAAAUUUUUCUUAUCAAUGUAUUCGUGGAGAUAUGCGGAAUAUUUAUUAUAUUAACGCCAUUAAUGAAACGUGAAGAAAAUACGGAAAUUGAACUUCCAUUCAAGAUGUAUCAUGUAUUUGAUAUAAGGAAUCCAAUUGUAUUCGUUGGAAUGUAUAUUUAUCAAUCGAUUUUAAAUCAAUUUUCGAUUCUUUGUACGAUAACAUUGGACACAAUGGUGAUGGGAUUCCUCUUAAUAACCAUUGGACAAUUUGAAUUGUGUACUUAUAGAAUAGGGAAUAUUGAUCGAAAGGAAAAAGAAUCGGCGUCGAAUUUAAUAAAGGAGUAUGUCAAACAUCAUGUUCGGAUAUUAGAUGUUGUCAAGCAAAUUGAAGCAUUCUUUAUGAUUAUCAUUUUUCCGUUCUUCUUCUGUAGUCUGUUGAUUCUUUGUACUAUUUUGUUUAAAAUCGCACAGGAGGAAAGCUUAUUUAACGGACAUUUGGUAACUUUAGCGCAAUACGUGACAACAAUACUGUCACUAGUUUUCCUAUUCUGUUGGUUUGGGUUUCAGGUUGAUGAAAAG
Molecule: messenger RNA, 909 nt
Organism: Leptopilina heterotoma
Lineage: Eukaryota; Metazoa; Arthropoda; Insecta; Hymenoptera; Figitidae
Product: odorant receptor 47a-like
Exons: 2
Biological process (GO): detection of chemical stimulus involved in sensory perception of smell; sensory perception of smell
Cellular component (GO): plasma membrane
Molecular function (GO): olfactory receptor activity; odorant binding
Source: RefSeq, a predicted model, not a curated record